AUGAUGGAAUCAACAGAAAUUAAUGACGAAGAAGCAGCAAAACAGCAACUAGCUGCACAACCUGCAAAAAUUCCAACUCAUCCAGAUGAAGAAAAGAAUCUUCCACUACCGAAUAUUAUUCCUGAUGGUGUCUCACCAUUAAUACAACAUCCACUUGAUCCAUUAAAUGCUGAUGAAUUUAAUUUAACAACACGUUUACUUCAUGCAUCAAAAAUUUUCCAACCUCACAUGCGUAUUAUUACAAUUCUUCCGCAAGAACCUGAAGAUAAAAAUUAUGUUCUUAAUUAUAAAUCAAAAGAUCUAUUAGAACGACGUGCAGUCGCAACAAUUCGUGAUCCAAAAGGUCGAACAACUUAUGUAGCUAUUGUUGAUUUAAUAAAAAAAUCUAUUGAAAGUUUUACUGAAUUUAAUAAAGUUCAACCUAGUCUCACCUUUGAUGAGAUGAUCGAAGCUGAUGAUGCACUUCGUUCAAGUGAAGCUUUAUUAGCUGCAUUUGCAAAACGAAAUAUCCAAAUGGAUAAAGUUGUUUUUUAUCCAUUUGCAUCUGGUUAUCGUGAUGAACAAGAUGCAGCAUCGAAACGACGAAUAUUUCGUCCUUAUGCCGCUGUUAGAAAAUGGCCAGAAGAUAAUUAUUAUGCUCAUCAUAUUGACGGUCUUGUUAUCACUGUUGAUUUAGAUUCCUUUACUGUUGAUGUCGAAGAUCAUCUUGUUAUACCAGUAGCACCAAAAUCUGGUAAUUAUGAUCCAGAAGGUAUUACAUCACCUGAUAAUAUACCUUAUUUUCCUGAUGGUGUUCGAAAAGAUCUUAAACCACUUAUUAUUACACAACCUGAAGGUCCAUCAUUUCAAAUAGAUGGUUAUCAAAUAUCAUGGCAAAAAUGGCGUUUUAGAGUUGGAUAUAAUGUUCGUGAAGGUCUUACAAUCAAUAUGGUUGAAUACUUUGAUCAAAAUCGAUGGAGAUCUAUUUUUUAUCGAGCAGCUGUUAGCGAAAUGUGGGUACCAUAUGCUGAUGGUAGCCCUGCACAUAAUUAUAAAAAUGCAUUUGAUGUUGGUGAAGCUGGAAUGGGUUUAUUAGCCAAUAGUUUAGUACUAGGAUGUGAUUGUCUUGGUGAAAUUCGUUAUAUGGAUGCCGUUGUUAAUAAUAAUCAGGGCCAAGCCUUAUUAUUAAAAAAUGCUAUUUGUAUCCAUGAAGAAGAUACAGGACUACUUUGGAAACAUACUGAAUUUGUUGAACAACGUACUCAAUGUCGUCGUGCAAGACGUCUUGUUGUCUCAACUAUGUUGACAGUGGGUAAUUAUGAAUAUGGCUUAUUUUGGUAUUUUAUGCAAGAUGGUACUAUUCAAUUUGAAGUAAAACUUACUGGAAUUAUUGCACCAGGUGCAAUUGAAAACGGUAAAACACCGGUAUCUGGUGGAAUGAUAGCUGAAGGAUUAUAUGGCCCACAUCAUCAACAUUUUUUUAAUAUGCGUAUAGAUUGGAUUCUUGAUGGAGUAAAAAAUUCACUUGUUGAAGUUAAUUGUGAACCUAUACCGAAAGGAUCAGACAAUCCAGCUGGUAAUGCUUGGAUAGCUAAAGAAACAAUCUUAGAAACUGCUGGUGAAGCACAUCGAUUACAUGAUGCAACAAAAGGACGAUUUUGGAAAGUAAUUAAUUCUCAAGUUAAAAAUCAUGUUGAUCAACCAGUUGCUUAUAAGAUUGUUCCAUCAUCUCCAGCAUGUUAUCCAUUAUGUGAUUUAGAUUCUGGACAAGGUGGAAGAAGUGCAUUUGCUCGUUAUCAUUUAUGGGCAACACAAUAUCAUCCUGAUGAAUUUUAUGCAGCUGGUCUUUUUUCUAAUCAAGCUAAAGGUGAUGAAGAUGGUAUUGCAUUUUAUUGUCAAAAACAUAAAGAUGAUUCAUUAGUUAAUUGUGAUCUUGUUACUUGGUAUACAUUUGGUAUUAAUCAUAUUGUUCGAGCUGAGGAUUGGCCUGUUAUGCCUGUUGAAACUGUUGGAUUUCGUUUGCAACCUGUUGGAUUCUUUGCUGGUAGUCCUGCAAUGGAUGUACCACCACCGAUUGCUAAGAUAUGUACUGCUGAAGCAUGUGCACAUCAUUAA
This is a messenger RNA of Adineta steineri, 2094 nucleotides long. The record is from the annotation of a GenBank genome assembly. NCBI's taxonomy places the organism in Eukaryota, Metazoa, Rotifera, Eurotatoria, Adinetida, Adinetidae.